AGAAACACAGAGUGCAAUAGUUUGCGGAAGUUUCCCCCUGACCGUGUCGUCUUUUUUUUUUACGCGGUGACGAAAGCUAUUUUGUUUUAAAUGUGUUUUUCUUAACGCGGUGACGAAAGCUAUUUCGUUUUAAAUGAUAGUAGGGACGGGAGGCCAAUGUUAUAGUCGAAUUAAUCAUUGUCCGGUGUAUAUUCCACGGUCACACCGACCGUAACAGUAAUGUCCAAAUCGAAGUCAUCGCGGCAUCUCAAAGAAAAUGAGUGCAAACUGUUGCCAAUCUACAAGCACAAAGCCAAACUGAUCCAGGCAGUGAAAGAAAGCACUUUUUUGGUGGUCACAGGUGAGACUGGCAGUGGGAAAACGACCCAGCUUCCACAGUACUUGCACGGCGCAGGUUUUUGUAAAGAUGGCAAAAUUUGCGUCACCCAGCCCCGCCGGGUGGCUGCCAUUACCGUGGCCCAGAGGGUGGCCCAGGAGAUGCAGUGCACCCUGGGUAAAAAGGUGGGCUACCAGGUGCGCUUCGACGACUGCACGUCACAGGACACGGAGGUGAAGUACAUGACGGAUGGCUGUUUGCUCAGAGAGGUUCUGGCAGACCCAGGACUGGCUCAGUAUGGUGUCGUGGUCCUGGAUGAGGUCCAUGAGCGAAGCCUCAACACCGAUAUCCUCCUGGGCUUACUGAAGAAGGUCUUCUCUGAUCCCGCUGAGGCAAUGAGGGGACGCUCUUUCCCACUGAAGGUGGUGGUGAUGUCGGCCACCUUGGAGACGGAGAAGCUUUCUGCCUUUCUCGGGGGCUGUCCUGUAUUCACUAUACCUGGGAGGACUUUUCCUGUGACGUGCACAUUUGGCAACGCUGUAGGACCAAAGGACUUGGACAGCAUGGGUUAUGUGAAAGAGGUUGUGUCUUUGGCGCUGGAUAUCCACACUAGUGAGAUGGCGGGAGACAUUCUGGUGUUUUUAACUGGUCAGUUAGAAAUCGAACGCGCCUGCGAUUUGCUGUUUGAGAAAGCAGAAUAUGUAGACUACCGCUACGACGUAAAGGACAAAACAAUGGAGGGGCUUCUUAUUUUACCUCUCUACGGAUCCAUGCCUACUGAUCAACAGCGGCAGAUUUUUCAGCCACCACCUCCCGGAAUAAGGAAGUGCGUUGUGGCCACAAACAUCGCCGCUACAUCGCUCACCAUCGACGGCAUCAAGUACAUCAUCGACAGCGGCUUUGUCAAACAACUCAACCACAACUCCAGGGUAGGCAUGGACAUUUUGGAAGUGGUGCCCAUUUCUCAGAGUGAGGCUCAGCAGAGAGCGGGUCGAGCUGGAAGAACCUCAGCCGGGAGGUGUUUUCGCAUCUACACGAAGGAAUUCUGGGAAGAGUGCAUGCCUGAAUAUACAAUUCCAGAGAUCCAGAGGACAAGUCUGACUGCAGUGAUCCUCACGCUCAAGUGCCUGGGUGUCCAUGAUGUCAUCAGGUUCCCCUAUCUGGACCCCCCAGAGGAGAGGUUCAUCCUAGAGGCGUUGAAACAGCUCUACCAGUUUGACGCUAUUGACAGGAGGGGUCGGGUGACUCACCUGGGCCAGCUGAUGGUGGAGUUCCCUCUGCACCCGGGCCUCACCAGGGCUUUGCUCAAAGCCGCCUCGCUGGGCUGCCAGGACCUGUUGCUUCCAGUGGCCGCUAUGCUGUCCGUGGAGAAUAUCUUCAUACGACCAGGUCACCCUGAGAAGCAGAAAGAAGCCGAUCAGUGUCACAGAGCGCUGGCGGCCGGGAGCGGCGGCAUGAACGACUUUGCCACGCUUCUCUGCAUUUUCCAGCUGUGUCAAUCAAGUGAAAGGCCUUCCGUUUGGUGCAAGGACAAUUGGAUCCACUGGAGGGCGCUCAAAUCGGCAUUCAGCGUGGAGACGCAGCUGCGUGACAUCCUCCUGCGGCUGCAAAAAAGGAGAGAUUUCCCCGUGGAGGAGUUUGACGGCAAUAAAAAUGAACUCUUCCGACGAUGCCUGUGCACAGGAUACUUCACCAAUGUUGCCAGAAGAUCAGUUGGGAAGGUGUUCUGCACAAUGGAUGGCCACGGCUCCAUGGUUCACAUCCAUCCGUCGUCAUCGCUGUUUGAGCAGGAGAUGGAGCUGGACUGGAUUCUCUUCCACGACGUGCUGGUGACAUCGCGGGUCUAUGUCAGGACCGUCUGUCCCAUCAGAUACGAUUGGGUGAAGGAGCUGCUGCCAAAACUGCACGAGGUGGACGUCUACGAGCUCAGCAGCGUGGCGAGACAGGAAGUGACCGAUGAGGAGAUGAUCAAGUGGGAGAGCAGAGAGGCAGCUAAAAGGCCACCAGAAGUUUCUACUCAGGAUCUCUUGAAGAAACUGGAGAAGCGAAAUAACGAAAGCACCGUCAGUGAUGCGCGCGCUCGCUACCUGCAGCGCAAGCUACAAAGACAACAGAACAGUAACGCUCCCUGACGUUGGAGCACCUACGCCAUGAUGGACAUGAUUGACAGUACCAUAUUUUUAGACUGUAUACCCUGACAAUAAACAUUUUGAUACCUUUUUUUUAAAA
Molecule: messenger RNA, 2545 nt
Organism: Nerophis ophidion (straightnose pipefish)
Lineage: Eukaryota; Metazoa; Chordata; Actinopteri; Syngnathiformes; Syngnathidae
Gene: dhx40
Product: DEAH (Asp-Glu-Ala-His) box polypeptide 40
Exons: 17
Coding region: 220-2448 (742 amino acids)
Cellular component (GO): intracellular anatomical structure
Molecular function (GO): ATP binding; RNA binding
Source: RefSeq, a predicted model, not a curated record